AUGAGUCGUGUGAAAGCCCAGCCACACAGUCCAGAGCGAAAGGUUGUCUCAUGCAGCCGAUGGUGGGCUAAGCAGGCCCUACUUGCCGCACUGCUCUUGGAGGUGUAUGAGCGACACAGCACAAUGGUGAUGCUGGGGCUUCUGGCUGCUGCAGCUGCUGUGCUUAUGCGAAGUUGUGGGACAGAUGCAAGGCGAUGGGCCUGGCAUUUUCUCCAGGCCCGGCAGCCAAAUGUCAAGGUCUACAGACAGGUUCUCCUGCUGGUCUUCAGCUUCGAUGCACUUCUUCGUCAACCUGGUGUCACGGUGGCGGUUACGCUGAUGAUCUUGACUCAGUGGCUUGACUUGCCCUGGGCUCGCCUUGUGCGGGUGCUCGAUGCCUCGCGCCAGCUGCUGGACAUCCUGCCAACACCGCGGCGACCUGUCCUGCAUCGAGCCAUGUUUGCAGCGCUGGCGCUAGAGGCGCUGGGCAGUCUGAGCAGAUUGGCACUGGUCUCGCUGAUACUGGUGGUGCUAUGCGCUCUGGUGCGGUGGCGAUUCAGAUCUAGAUCCUCACAGUCUGUCGAGCUGAUGUUCGUGAUGUGCGAGAAGAUGGAUGCAAUGCGGGAGCGCAUGCAGAGCUUCCGCGAGCGUCUCCAUAUGGGGCGGAGCGAGGCCUACAUUCAGGAGGUGUGGCGCCCUUCUGACGUCACUUGGGCUGGCCAGAUGAUGGCGCUGCAGCCACCGCAGGUCGCAGGAUCGCAAGGAGUGUCAUUGUCAAGGUUUGAAGCCUUUGGCUCGAACAAUCUUCCUUGGGGAAGCGUAUCACGACUCUGCGCAUGCGGUUCGGCCAGUGCUGUGGCAGUGAUGAGCCGGCAGCUGAGAAAAAACUCGGUGCAGCAGCUCCGCUAG
Molecule: messenger RNA, 888 nt
Organism: Symbiodinium pilosum
Lineage: Eukaryota; Dinophyceae; Suessiales; Symbiodiniaceae
Source: the annotation of a GenBank genome assembly